Messenger RNA from Drosophila elegans, 1800 nucleotides. It is a transcript of the gene RIOK2, whose product is annotated as serine/threonine-protein kinase rio2. Lineage: Eukaryota; Metazoa; Arthropoda; Insecta; Diptera; Drosophilidae. Bases 89 to 1702 code for a protein of 537 amino acids. Gene Ontology annotation, cellular component: preribosome, small subunit precursor; nucleus; cytosol. Gene Ontology annotation, biological process: maturation of SSU-rRNA; protein phosphorylation. The transcript has 4 exons. The record is from RefSeq and is a predicted model, not a curated record. Gene Ontology annotation, molecular function: protein serine/threonine kinase activity; ATP binding.
UUCCACCCCUAGUCCGCCUGCACGUGUAAAAAGAAAACAUUGAUAAAUGCAUCGUAAAACACAGUAAAACUGCCAUAAUAAAGCGAAAAUGGGUAAAUUAAACGUGACAGUGCUGCGCUACCUCACCAAGGAGGACUUCCGCGUCCUCACGGCCAUCGAGAUGGGCAUGAAGAACCAUGAGCUGGUCCCUGGACCCUUGGCCGCAGCCAUUGCAAAUCUGAAGACGGGUGGAGUCCACAAGUUGCUCAAGGAGCUCUGUAAGCACAAGCUGCUGGCCUACGAGCGCGGCAAAAAGUAUGAUGGAUACCGCCUGACCAACACGGGCUACGAUUAUUUAGCUCUGAAAUCCCUCACCUUGCGGGGAUCGGUGAGUUCCUUUGGCAACCAGAUUGGCAUCGGCAAGGAGUCCAACAUCUAUGUGGUGGCCGAUGAGGAGGGCACUGCCAUUUGCCUGAAACUCCACCGAUUGGGACGCACUUGCUUCCGGAAUGUGAAAGCCAAGAGAGACUACCAUGGACGCCGGCACAAGGCCUCCUGGUUGUACUUGUCUCGCAUUUCGGCCACCCGUGAGUUCGCCUACAUGUCCGCUCUGUACGAUCGCGGAUUUCCCGUCCCCAAACCCAUCGACUUCAAUCGCCACUGCGUUUUAAUGGAUCUCGUCAAGGGCUGGCCCAUGACCCAAGUUCAUGAGCUGCUGGAUGCUCCGCAGGUCUACGAUGAUCUUAUGAAUCUAAUUGUUCGCCUGGGAAACUCAGGAGUCAUCCAUGGUGAUUUUAAUGAGUUUAAUUUAAUGGUGACCGACGACGGCAAACCCAUACUUAUUGAUUUUCCUCAGAUGAUGUCCACCUCGCAUGAGAAUGCUGAAUUCUUCUUCGAUCGCGAUGUAAAUUGCGUGCGUGAAAUGUUCCGUCGCAAAUUUGGCUACGAAAGCGAAGACUACCCCAAGUUCAGCGAUUUGGUGCGUGAAGAUGACCUGGACGCCGAGGUUCAUUGUACGGGCUAUGGUUUCACCAAGGAGAUGGAGCAGGAUCUGCUUGAGGAGUACGGAAUGGUGGAGAAACUAGAUGAUGACGAGGAAGAGGAUGUUCAAGAGGAGGAGGAGCCGCCCACUUUGGUUACUGCGGCAGCUGUUGAAAUUGACGAAUGUCGACGUCAGGUGGAGAACGAGGUGUCCUACAGUGAGACCAAGCCCACACAAAAGUCCAAUGAUGCAGUGCGUCGCUAUAUUGAAUCGUGUACGCAGUAUCUGGGUAAUCUGGCCGUAGGUCCAGAGGUUCCCGAUCAGACACUGCCCAAGAAAGUGGAAGUUUCCCUGCCUGCCGAAACUACAGAGGUUAUUCCAGCCGUUCUUGAAGUUUCCGCUGCACCCAGUGCUUCGGAAGAUGCCAGGUCCAUCAGUUCCAACGAUCUGGACACCGAUGAAGUGCCCGAGUUGGUGGGCCUGGAUCCCAACUCUCGCAUGUAUCGCCUAAAAAUGGUCGAGCAGAUGCUAAAUGAUGCCAGAAGUCAGCGCUCGUACUCCACCACAACCAGCACGAUAGCUCCGUCCGUGAUCACCGACCGGAUACGUCGCAACAUGGACAUCAAGGAGAAGCGGGAGCAGCGCAAGAAGUGUGUGGCCAAGGGAGAAGCCAGUGCUGUUCAUCGUCAUCGCAAGGAGAACAAGGAUGUGGUGAAGGAAUACGCCGGCUGGGACUUUUAGAUCAGGUUAGACCUGAAAAUCUAUUUGAUAAUAGAUAAAUAUUUCUUACUCCCUCUAGUGAUAUGUAAAUGUAUAAUAAAACAGCUAUUCGUUUUGAA